AUGCGCAAGGGAGUUUUUUCCUUGGAAAUUCUUGUUGACAAUAAAAUCCUACCAGAAUAUGAGGUACCAUCGACGUCGAGUGAGAAUUCUAAGCAAACCAGAUCUAGAGAAAACCAGAAUGCAACAUAUGUAGCGGUUCCACGUUCUCCUUGUCACUUUUGCAUAAGAGUAGGAGUUCACUCUCCUUUAGGUCCAAUGGUUUAUAAAGGAAUACAUUAUGUCGACGGUAAAAACGAUGAUACAUAUAUGGAACUUGAUCCCUUAGAUAAAGACCCUUAUACAUAUAUAUACGGUUUUUAUAACUUUGACAGGACAAUUUUUCACAAGUUCAAAUUUGAUACGAGUUAUUGGUCUGAGGAUGAUAUUUUUGUCUCAAAUAUUCCAACAAGGUGUACAAAAGUGUCUAGUAAUAAACAAGGCUUUGGAGUGGUUUCUGUAAACGUAUUUACUGCUGAAAGAUUAGCAGGGUUGAGAUUCAUGUCACAAUGUCGGAAUAAUCAAGAAAUGAUUUCGGAGUUACCGGAUAACUUUGAUCCCCUGGAUGUAAUUUAUUUGGAUGAACCCCAGAAGGAACCUAUGCCAAACUUAAAAGCUAUCUAUGAUAAACCCGUUGCCGAAUUAUAUAUUCGUUAUCAAACGAAAGAAUGGUUGCGAGAUAAAGGAUUUUUAAUUAAAUCUCCGGUAUUUUCUAGUAUUUCUAAUCCUACGCUGUUUAAAGGUCCGAGGAAAGAUAAUGAGAGUAAACUAAACUUGGAAGAAUCCGAAAACGAUGAAGAGAAAAAACUUAAAGUUUUGGUAGCGAAUGACAUUGAUAAUGAUGAUAAGGAAAUUGAUAGCGAUCACGAUUUUGAAGAUGAUCAUGGGACUGAAGAUGAAGAAUUUGAAAGUAAAAGUCUUAAAGAAAAGAACAAAUUUCUGAAUUCGAAAAGUAUUGAAUAUAUAACUGAAAGUAGGAUACUCGAUAAAAUAAUCAUACCAGAAAGUAAUAUUGUAAAUGAACCUCGAGUGGUUAUUGAUAACAGGUUUAAUGAGAGAUUUAACCAGAGAUUUAAUGAAAAAGUUCAAGAGGUCUCAACUCAUGUUAAGGAAGAGAAGAGUGAAAUGGUUAAAGUUGAGCAAGAUGGAAAGGGAACAAACAUUAAUAAUGUUACACUGGGUAAAGGUGUAAAAAGCGAAGAUCAAGAUGAAGUUGAAAAGGAUAAAAAGAAGCAUAGGAGCAAGAAGAUAAAAUAUUAUAGCGAUACGAGUAUUGACUGGAGUAGUGACAAUAGCAGUGAUUACAACGAUUCUUCCAGUGAAGAUGAAUUUGUUUCAUUGUCAAAGAAGAGACUAAGGACGUAA
Funneliformis mosseae is the source of this 1341-nucleotide messenger RNA. The record is from the annotation of a GenBank genome assembly. NCBI's taxonomy places the organism in Eukaryota, Fungi, Glomeromycota, Glomeromycetes, Glomerales, Glomeraceae.